CUCACUCUCCCUUUUUCCAAAGAUUUUCCCUCUCUCUGCCCCCACUUAUAAAAUCCCCUCCCCCUUCUCCAUACUCUUUCUUCUUCACCCCCUUUUCAAUUAAUCUCUUUUACCACUUUUGCCCCUCAACAAUGGCUUCCAUUUCCUCCUCCUCUUCUUCUUGGACUCCUAACCAAAACAAAGCCUUCGAAAGGGCUUUGGCUGUCUUUGACAAAGACACCCCUGAUCGCUGGCUCAAUGUAGCCAAAGCCGUCGGCGGUGGCAAGACCCCCGACGAAGUCAAGAGACACUUCGACCGUCUCGUCGAAGAUGUCAAACACAUUGAAUCCGGCCGCGUUCCUUUCCCUAAAUACACCUCCUCCUCCUCCUCCCCUACAACCUCCAAUGCUAACAUCAAAGACCAAGAACAAAGGAUGAGAAACAUGAAACUUCAUUAAAUUGGUUGAAAUUGAAAGCAAAUGGAGGGAAUUAAGAAGAAUGAAAGUGGAUUGGUGGUUGCUGUUUUUGCCUUUAAGAUAACAAAAAGAAGAAAAAAAAAAAUUAAUGUAGCCAAAUUUGCAAUUUUAUGUUUUUUUUUUCUCUUCCUCUUGAAAGUGUAUUUGCCCAACUAAAGAGCUAAUCAAUGUAGAAGAAUCAAUUUGAUUUACGUUUUUUUCAUCUA
Molecule: messenger RNA, 661 nt
Organism: Cucumis sativus (cucumber)
Lineage: Eukaryota; Viridiplantae; Streptophyta; Magnoliopsida; Cucurbitales; Cucurbitaceae
Product: transcription factor RADIALIS
Exons: 2
Coding region: 132-437 (101 amino acids)
Molecular function (GO): DNA-binding transcription factor activity
Source: RefSeq, a predicted model, not a curated record